UCGAAGCCUCGUACGGCCGAGCCACCCAAUAACAUACACAGCUUCGAACACCAAAGCCGUCCACCGAUUUCCAUUUCCCCUCCGUUCUUUAGUAUUCUACGAGGAAGCAUCGUGGGACUGAAGAAUCAACGUUAGUACUCUAAAAGGAGCUUACUUUAUCAUCAAGUCAAUUCCCUUGGUGUCGCUAUAUACAGCUGGGAACAACACAACGACCAUGGAAGAAUCAGCGCGAAAAGAUGCCUCUUCGGAACGCAAACGCAUCCCCGAAGAGGAAGCGUCGCUACCUUCCCAUCUCUUCUUCUUUUGGGCUCGCGGUCUCUUUCAAAGAGCUUCGGUGUUGAGCAAGCAAGGCAAAGCUCUGGAACACGAAGACUUGCUCCCUCUCCCUACGAUUGACUACGGUAAACGCAUUGGACCGGCGUUUGCCAAUGCCUGGAACAAGGAAGAAGAGCACAUGCAAAGCGAGCAAAAAAGACACAGCGCGUCGGAAGCGCCCACGGUAAUUGGUGCGGGUUUGGCGGAUGCUGUGGAUGGUAGCUAUUCCACAACCCGUGUUCGCCACGCCAUUUUUGCGGUAAUCGGUAGGCGAUUUCUAUUUGCUGGUCUCAUCAAAGUUCUAAACACGGCUUUGCAAUUCAGCUUCCCCCUACUUCUCAACGAGAUCCUCGCAUUUAUAGAGGACACGCAGGCUGGAAGAAUUCCCGAAGAUGCUUCGUGGGAAGACAAGUACCGUGGCUACUGGCUAUCGGCUAUUUUGUUUGCCGCGAUGGCAGCGAAAGCCAUUACGGAAAACGUAUACUUUCAUAAGGUAUACCGAGCUGGCUACCAGGCUCGAGUUGCUGUUUCCGCGGCUGUUUAUAAUAAGGCUCUACGUCUAGCAAACGCCGAGCGCCAAGGCACUACAUUGGGCGAGCUUAUCAAUUUAAUGCAAGUCGAUGCCACCAAGAUUGAAAUGUUUGUACCUCAAAUUCACGUUUUGUGGGAUGGUGUGCUGCAAAUUUGUGGAUACAUUACUAUCCUGUAUACGCUAAUUGGAUGGCCGUGUUUUGCGGGUCUAGCAAUCAUGAUGUUUGCUGGCCCGGUACAAGGAAUCAUCAUGAAGCGAUUGUUUGCUUUGAAUCGUACUAUGGUCAAGCACACGGAUUCUCGCAUCAAGACGACCAACGAAGCUUUACAAGGCAUUCAAUGUGUGAAGAUGUAUACUUGGGAGGAGUCCUUUCAACGCGAAAUUGGUAAAGCCCGGAACGAAGAAUUGGAUAAUCUGAAGGGUGUCGCGUACUUGCGCGGUUUUUCGCGGGCAUACAUGGGUGCCUUGCCGGGAAUUGUGGCGGUCGCAUCGUUCAUUGUUUUCGCGGCCGCCAAGACUGGCUCCACUAUUUCCGCAUCAACCCUAUUUGCUGCUUUAGUGGCGUUCGAUCAGUUGCGAUUUCCUUUGCUCUUUUAUCCUUUGGCGUUGGCACAGCUUGCACAAGCUAACGUUAGCGCUCGCCGUGUUGAAAUCUUUUUGCAAAUGCAAGAGAUUGGAAAAGACGAUUUGAAAGACGGAGGUCUUGAAGUGAGUUCAAUGGACGAAGCGGAAACCCCAACCAAACGCUUUCCAAAGGCCAUUCUUGAGAGCGUUUCUCUCCGAGUGGCCCCGGGAGAGCUCUGUGCGGUUGUCGGCCGUGUCGGUAGCGGCAAAAGCACACUUUGCUCUGCAAUUUUAGGUGAAACUCUAUUACAGAGCGGAGAAGUUCAAGUUAAGGGGAAAAUUGCAUAUGCAUCGCAGUCAGCCUGGAUACUGAAUGCGACACUGCGUGACAACAUUCUGUUUGGUAUGCCAUUUGAUCAAGAAAAAUAUGAUAAAGUGCUGAAAGCUUGCCAGCUCUCACAUGACCUGGAUAUGCUUGACAACGGUGACAUGACCGAAAUUGGAGAGCGAGGCAUUAAUCUGUCUGGUGGUCAAAAGCAGCGCGUUUCAGUUGCUCGUGCGGCAUAUUCGGAUGCCGACCUUGUAGUGCUGGACGAUCCCUUGUCCGCUCUCGAUCCUGAAGUGGGACGCCAGUUGUUUGAGGAGUGCAUUGUUGAUCUAAUGAAGGAAAAAACUCGACUCUUCGUCACAAAUCAACUCCAAUUUCUUCGGUAUUGCGACUCAGUUGUUGCUCUUGGGAAGCGAAAGGUCAUCGAACAGGGAACGUUUGACGACCUGAAUGCUGCCGAAGGUGGAGAAGUGAGGCGACUUUUGAACGAGUUGAAGUCUUCCGAACAGUCACAAAACCAUGAACAGGAGGAGAAUUCUAAGGUGGCAACUGUUGCGAGAACGGCAUCCGCCGCAAAAGAUCCCUCCGUCAACAGAAAGAAAGAGAAGAAAAGCGAUGCUGGUCUCGUGACAAAGGAAGAGCGGAAUAUUGGGGCAGUGUCAUGGGAGGUAUACAAGAAAUACGUACUAGCCGGGGGUGGUUAUUUCAAGUUCUUCUGCGUGUAUUUUGGAUUUGUUCUCUCCGCAGCUAACGGUUUGGCCAGCACAUCCUGGGUGUCUUUUUGGACGAGCGAUUCUGAGUACGAAAGGAACUCACAGGUGUUUUACCUUAGUAUGUACGCUAUGCUUGCAGUUACUCUCGGACUGUUCACCUACAUGCGAGCUUUCCUCCUCGCUCGGUUCGGCGUUCGUGCCGCGGAAAAGUUUCACAAAGACUUGCUGGAGUCCGUUCUCCAAGCACCCCAAAGUUUUUUUGAUACUACACCUGUGGGUCGGAUUCUUUCUCGAUUCUCGAAGGACAUGUAUUCGAUCGAUGUUGAGUUGAGCGACUAUUUCGAUUUUUUCCUUUUCACGUCACUUACUGUCGUCGUUUCUCUGGGAACAAUCAUGUUUGUGACGCCCUGGUUCGGAGUUGCUAUUCUACCACUGGGACUUGUCUAUUUUCGUGUGCUUAAUUACUUUCGGAACGUCUCUCGUGAGACCAAGCGCUUGGAAAGUAUUUCGCGCUCUCCUGUAUACGCUCAUUUCUCUGAAACCCUCGGUGGGCUUUCCACCAUUCGAGCCUAUGGACAGUCCAUUCGCUUCAUGGAAGAUUUUGAAGGCAAAGUUGACUACAAUACUCGUGCUUACUAUAGCAAUAAGACGGCUGACCGAUGGUUGUCAGUUCGUCUUGAAUUGAUCGGUGCAACGAUUGCAGGGCUUGCAGCGGUAUUCUCCUCCAACGUUGCUAUUUCUGAUUCUGUUUCCGGUCAAGACAGCGAUAGCAAUUUUGCUUCGUUGGCCGGUUUGUCUCUUUCCUUUGCUAUCUCUUUAACCAGUUUACUAAACUGGUGCGUACGCUCGUUUGCGCAGCUCGAAGCCGCCAUGAAUGCGUGUGAACGUGUGCUAUAUUACACGGAGAACAUUCCGCAAGAAGCCCCGCCGGAUCGUGCUGCGUUUAAGUGGCCCGACAAGGGAGAAAUUACGUUGAAGAAUCUUCGAAUGCGGUAUCGAGCGGAAACACCGCUGGUCUUGAAGGGACUAAACGUGACCAUUCAUGGUGGAGAAAGGAUUGGAGUCGUAGGACGUACGGGGAGUGGCAAGAGCUCACUCCUGUUGACUCUGUUGCGUUUGGUGGAACCUUCCUUAGAAGAGGGAGAUUACCAAGCUCCUCUUUCAAUCGAUGGAGUUGACGUGCUUCGCAUCGGCCUGAAAGAUCUCCGCUCCAAGCUUGGUAUUAUUCCACAAAACCCUGUUUUGUUUUCCGGUACCGUUCGUAGCAACAUUGAUCCGUUCGACGAAUACUCCGACAAACAAAUUUGGGAUGCCUUGUCCCGAUGCGGAAUGAAAGAGUCGGUCGAAAAUAUGCCGGGUAUGCUGAAUGCUAGUAUCGCUGAAUACGGAGAGAAUUUAUCGGCCGGAAUGCGCCAGAUGCUGGUCCUUGGUCGUGCUUUGUUGAAGCAAUGCCGUAUUUUGCUCUUGGAUGAAGCCACUUCGAGCGUGGACUACGAGACGGAUCGUGAGAUCCAAAGAACGCUGCGGGAAGCCUUUAAUCAGUGCACCAUUCUCACUAUUGCUCAUCGCAUCAAUACUAUUAUGGACAGCGACAAGAUUCUGGUCAUGAAGGAUGGAUAUGUGGAGGAGUUUGCCCCUCCUCAAGAGCUUCUCAAGGACGAGAAUUCCACCUUUUCGGAAAUUGUACGACACGCCAAGUCCGGAGAGCAUCAGUAG
Phaeodactylum tricornutum CCAP 1055/1 is the source of this 4168-nucleotide messenger RNA. RefSeq lists its product with no specific name. The transcript has 3 exons. Gene Ontology annotation, cellular component: membrane. Lineage: Eukaryota; Bacillariophyta; Bacillariophyceae; Surirellales; Neidiaceae. Bases 215 to 4168 code for a protein of 1317 amino acids. Gene Ontology annotation, biological process: transmembrane transport. Gene Ontology annotation, molecular function: ATP hydrolysis activity; ATP binding; ABC-type transporter activity. The record is from RefSeq and is a predicted model, not a curated record.